UAAGAUCUUUGUAAUAUAAGUUGUGCGUAAAUUUCCUGACAUUUGCCGUACAAAUCAAUCUGUAACCUUGUGGGGAGAACUGUGUAUGUCUGGAAAAGGUUGUAAGACGGACGACUUAGCGUGCAGGACAGAUCAGGCGGAUGUAGUCGAUCGCAGGAGACUCGAUAGAUUAGCAGGUCCACUUACUGCCGUCUGAGUGGGUAAUGUCGUGGCCAACUCACUGAGCCAAAUAAAACCAUAUAAAACACACUAGCUGGGAAUCUGCUCAUUCCUUGACGAUUCCGAGGAUGUUGACGAGCACCUGGGGCUUCCUGAAGCGCCACAAAAGGAAGUUCAUAUUUGCCGGGGCUUUCGUUGGAGGUGUGUAUCUCCUGGGGAAAUUGGCGCAGAGGAAGAUCCGCGAGAUCCAGGAGCGGGAAGCGGCGGAGUACAUUGCGCAGGCGCGCCGGCAGUUCCACUUCGAGAGCAACCAGAGGACGUGCAACAUGACAGUGCUGUCCAUGCUUCCCACGCUGAGGGAGGCCAUCGUUCAUCAUCUCAACUCGGAGAGCUUGACUACACUGCUGAGGAGCAAACCGACAAAUAAGCUAGAAAUCUGGGAAGACCUCAAGAUCAUCAGUUUCACAAGAAGCACCGUGGCUGUGUACAGCACCUGCAUGCUGGUUGUCCUUCUGCGCAUUCAGCUCAACAUCAUUGGGGGCUACCUGUACCUGGACAACUCCAUCAGCAAGAAUGGAACGAAUCCCCAGGCCCCACCAGAGGUGCAGCAGCAGUACCUGUCCAGCAUACAACACCUGUUGGGAGAUGGGUUAGUCGAGCUCAUGACUGUAGUCAAACAAGCGGUGCAGGAUGUAUUGGGCGGAGUCUCACUGAAGCAGAGCUUGUCCCUACGUGACCUGGAACAAUAUUUCCACCAGAUUAGAACCCAUGUGGAGGAGGGCUACAGAGGUUUGACACCAAAGCCCCUCUCAUGGUACAUGAUGCCUGAUGAAGAGACCACACUGGCUGCUCAGGCCUGUGGUUUGACGGAGAAAGACGUUGCAACGAUAAAGCUGCUUAAUGAAACCAGAGACAUGUUGGAGAGCCCAGACUUCAAGACCGUCCUCAGCACGUGCUUACAACGGGGAUUCAGCCGUUUCUUGGACAACAUAGCCGAAUUCUUCCGGCCCUCUCAGGUGGACUCUGCCCACACUGGUGCACCCGAUAGCCUGUCGCACGUUCGUCUGCCCCUGGCCAAAAUCAUACCCAUUGUGAACGGACAGAUACACUCAAUAUGCAGCGAAAUUCCCAGUCACUUUGUUCAGAUGCAUGGACCUCACUGUCACAUGGAAUGUAGCACCACGAUUCUCAGAAGGUGUGGAGACUCCCAGGGUCAAGGUGCUUGGGAUUCUGGGAAACGUAGUCAGAAACCCUGCACUUUGGAAAUUCAUUACCCCUCCUCACCAGCUUCCUCCUUCAAGGAUGUUUCAGACACAUUGAAUGUUCCUAAACUAGAAGCUCAUAAGUCAGUUCACACCAGACCUUGUGAAAGUGGCAGGAAAGGGAGUUAAACAACUUGUACCUUUUUUUUUUUUUUUUUUUUUUUUAAAUUUAGUAGAAGUGAUGAAUCUGCCAACAGGGUGUUGGGUGGCAGGACCAGCCAGAAAAAAGAUUCAUGUUCAGUUCUGACAUGUUAAACACCUUCAUGGCAGCAUCUUUAGGCUUCCUGACAUAAUAUUGCACAGUGUUUUGGCAUUACAUGUAAAAAUCCUCCUUGGAAAAGGUUGUUUUCUUCCCCCUCUUCAAAUACGUGCAGCAGAACUGUCUAAAGAGCCCAAGUACACUCUUUGGUCGAAUCCUCUUGUGAUUCCUAUGAUUUGCUACAAUGUCUGCAACUCGUCUAUUAAAGCAGCACAACUAGUCUGAUAUUUUGGACAGUUUUUAAAAUGAAAAAUCACAUGUGACUGCAGUUCGUUGCUCCUCGUUACUCAUACACCCGAUACAGAACUCCAUCUCAUUUCUCUGCUAAUCAUUCCCAAUAUUUUGUACCACCGAAUACACAUUAGACUGAGGCCCCUAGUGUGUAUUAAGAGUAAAUGAAUAUAGUUCAAAUAGGCCAAAGAGAUGGGGUUCAAGUUCUGAUUUUGAGGAUCUGCCUGUUACUGGUCCUUCCUGACAUGCAUUACCAUUUUUUUACAUUGCCCUAACACUGAAAAUAUAGUGUAUAC
Scleropages formosus (Asian bonytongue) is the source of this 2207-nucleotide messenger RNA. RefSeq names its product peroxisomal biogenesis factor 3 (gene pex3). Gene Ontology annotation, molecular function: protein-macromolecule adaptor activity. Bases 288 to 1550 code for a protein of 420 amino acids. The record is from RefSeq and is a predicted model, not a curated record. The transcript is spliced from 12 exons. Gene Ontology annotation, cellular component: peroxisomal membrane. Lineage: Eukaryota; Metazoa; Chordata; Actinopteri; Osteoglossiformes; Osteoglossidae. Gene Ontology annotation, biological process: protein import into peroxisome membrane.